This is a messenger RNA of Protobothrops mucrosquamatus (brown spotted pit viper), 694 nucleotides long. Its product is annotated as 39S ribosomal protein S30, mitochondrial. Lineage: Eukaryota; Metazoa; Chordata; Lepidosauria; Squamata; Viperidae. Gene Ontology annotation, cellular component: mitochondrial large ribosomal subunit; mitochondrion; ribosome. The record is from RefSeq and is a predicted model, not a curated record. Gene Ontology annotation, molecular function: structural constituent of ribosome. Gene Ontology annotation, biological process: translation.
UUCACGAAGACCGUCUUUGUGCCAGGACUUCCCGCUUCGGUAUCAGUAAGCGAAGAAGACAAGAAAGACAGUUUGGAUUUGGCUGAGCUCCGGUCCCUUGUAUGUGAAGUGCUCCUUCAGGAGCAUUAUUACCAGCGCAAGAAGCGCCCCAAACUCUUCCGCGCCAGCGACCAGGGGCCAGCGCCUUUCAUUACCCAUCUGGUGCCAAAGCUUGCAGCCCACCUGGCUUAUCUCAACCCAGAGCUUGGUUCCUCUUCCAUCAUAGAUUUUAAGCCAGAUGUACAUUUCUACUGGUUGCGUGGGGAGACAGUGGUUCCUCGAGGUCACCGGCGAGGCAGGAUUGACCCACUCAGAUUUCAGAUUGAUGAUAAGCCACGCUGUCAGAUUCGUAUAAGAAAGCAACUUUCAGAGUUUGAGCCUCUUGAUUACCUGGGCCCUGGAGAUAUUCCUGUUAUCCAGCAUUUACCUAACAAACUUCCAUUGUUCAAACGACAGUAUGAGAACAGAAUAUUUAUAGGUUCUCAGGUAUCGGAUCCAUGCUGCUAUGGGCACACCCAAUUUCACUUGCUUCCUGACAGGGUGAAACGAGAAAGACUGAUAGGAUUGAAUCUCACUGAUCAGAUUGAUGUUCCAUAUCGAGCCAAUGCAGUUGCAAGUCUCUUUGCAUGGACUGGAGCACAAGCAAUGUACCAAG